AUGGCGGGGACAGCGGCAUGGACCGGCGCCUUCUGGGAAGACCUCAAGUCCGCCAUGCACGCGGUGCCGCCAUGGUCCCUAUGGCUCCUCUUCGCUCAGCACCCUGACAUCCUCGUCAAGUUCCCUGCUCCCCUCUCCUUCCUCAUCGCUCCCGACCUGGGCAUUGUUGCGCGAAUCUGCAGCGAUGGGGACGAUAAGUUGAGGGUGCGGAGAAGCACGAGAGAAACACCAGUGACAUUCGAUAUGAUGGAGGAAGACCUUCGCCGGUGCCAUGAGACCCGAGGGUCUGACGGACAGCCUUUCCUCUGCACUGUGUACGGCGAGGAUUGGUCCCCCUGCUUCGUCGCAGUCGAGCACUUCAAUCUUCUCAUCUUGUGGCUUCGGCAAUCAUGCGGUGAAAUACAUACCACGUUUGGGAUCGAGGAGCAGAAAGAAGCCUCUGCGUUGUUCCCUGAGAAAAUCACUUGCGUUCAGGCAUACAUCCCCUUGCCGACCUUCACAAGGUACCUCACCGUGAGCUUCAAGACCAACCUGAUGUCAAGGUGCGAAGUCUACCGCAUGGAGUGUCACGCUGAGAGCACGCUGGGAGAUAUUGAGCUCGACACCAUCGUGAAGCCGCACAACCCGCACUUCCGGGACUCGAUCGUUCCUCUCGAUCCGAAGAAAGACUCGAUAGCAAAGUACUGCAUCACGAGGACUUCGACCAUGCUGGGGAACCUGAGGAGUCAGAAGCGAGUUCGAAUCACAGCCAUCAUAUGUGAGUUUGUGUUGGACCUUCAUGGCAGCACCUACUGCACGUCGGUGCUGGGGGUAGCGAAGCCCGACGUGAAACCUUUCUUCUACGACAUCAAGCGCCUCAAGAUCAACGACAUGCCUCUCGUCCGCAUCUCCGUGCCCACCAAGAAGCCGCAGAGCCCCACGUUUCGCAAGCGCAAUAUGCUCUCCUCCCAAGAAGUUUCCAAGCAGAACUCGCGGGUGACGGUGUCGUCAGCGAACGAGGCAGAGAUGGCGGAGACCGAAGACAUUCCCCUGAUUGACUUGAGAGAAGUGCAAGCUGACGCCAAGGACGUGUCUGGGAUCAAACUCCCCCUGCACGAGCUGUUGACAAAGAACGGAGAGAAACUGCAUGCGGAAGGGAAAUACUUGGAAGCCAUCAAGACCAUGGAAGAGGCGGAGAAAGCUUUCUUGACGGAGAUGGCGAAGCAGAACCGACUCAAGUCGGACAAGGGUGAAGUAGCGCUCCCCAACGCCCAGUGCUUCAGGUGCGGCGACAUGGUCCGAGUUGACCUGGACAAGCCUGGAUACUCGCACUACGAGUGGAAGGCGAGGGAGGCGGAGGCGUCCCGCAAGAGCGGGAGGAGGGCGGAGGAGAAGACAACAGCGAGGGUUCUCGGGGGGCUAGCGGGGGUGAUCGAGCAACGUCUGGAUAAGAUUGAGAGUGCGCACUACGCGAUGACACCGAGGGAGCCGCUGCCGCAUGACGAUCGGAAAGCUUUCCCGCAGACCAUCUGCAGUCUGUGCCUGGGGGAUGCAGAGAAAGAUAUCAGGAAUCGCCCGCUCGUCCAACGAAUCAGACAGCUAAGGAGUACAAAAUUCUGACUUUUGUAUAUAUACCAUGUUUACAUAAUCACAUACGCAU
Molecule: messenger RNA, 1639 nt
Organism: Guillardia theta CCMP2712
Lineage: Eukaryota; Cryptophyceae; Pyrenomonadales; Geminigeraceae
Exons: 7
Coding region: 1-1599 (532 amino acids)
Source: RefSeq, a predicted model, not a curated record